AUGGCUAUUGAUCACUGUUGUAGUCUUGAUGAAUUAAUUGCUAUAAUUUCAUAUACACCUCAACUUCAUCGACUAACUUGUAAACAUAUAGAUGAAACGAAAAGAACUAUUGUAAAAAAUACAAUAAACGCAAUAUUCAGUCUGACUUUUGUAUCGAUAGCUGCAUGUUACGCAGAUUUUGAUGAAAUAAAAUUGUUUCUCACUAAUAUAUCACCUCAACUAGAACUAUUACGUAUAAGUACUUUCAGAGAUAUUACUUAUUUGAAUGCUUAUCGAUGGGAACAAAUUAUUUCACAACAUCUACAUCAUUUAAAUACAUUUGAAUCUAAAUAA
Messenger RNA from Rotaria sp. Silwood2, 333 nucleotides. The record is from the annotation of a GenBank genome assembly. Lineage: Eukaryota; Metazoa; Rotifera; Eurotatoria; Philodinida; Philodinidae.